CUUCUUCUGGGUUGUUGGAUUUUAAUUCUCAUUUCUCCUCGAUCGGGCAUCUCACCGAACCGUUGGUGUGCCGAAUUAAGAUUCUUCAAACACCUUAACAUUCAUUCUUGUUGGGAGAUUUAAUACUGUUGGGUUUUGAUCUUCCAAUAUGAACGACCUUUUUUCCGGAUCAUUUUCUCGCUUUCGCAGUGCAGAGGCGUCUCCCGAUCACCAGCAUCAUACCAUUCAGAUGACGCAGUCUGCGUCCACCGGAGGGGUCAAUCUCGACAAGUUCUUCGAGGACGUGGAGUCGAUCAAGGACGAGCUCAAGGAGCUGGAGAGGCUCAACAAUAGCCUAAAGUCGUCUCACGAGCAGACCAAGACCCUGCACAAUGCCAAGGCGGUCAAGGACCUGAGAGCUCGCAUGGACGCGGACGUGGCCACAGCCUUGAAAACUGCCAAGCUCAUCAAGGUCCGCCUCGAGGCCCUUGACCGCUCUAACGGUGCUAACCGGAGCCUACCUGGUUGCGGGCCGGGCUCAUCAUCAGACCGGACCAGGACCUCGGUUGUCAACGGGCUGAGAAAGAAGUUGAAGGAUUCUAUGGAGAGCUUUAACGCAUUGAGAGAGAAGAUUUCCACCGAGUACAGAGAGACCAUCCAGAGGAGGUACUUCACAGUCACCGGCGAAAACCCCGAUGAGAGAAUUCUGGAUCGGUUGAUUUCCACAGGGGAGAGUGAGACGUUCUUGCAGAAAGCCAUUCAAGAGCAAGGGAGGGGCAGAAUUUUGGAUACAAUCAAUGAGAUUCAGGAAAGGCAUGAUGCAGUUAAAGACUUGGAGAAGAAUCUCCAGGAGUUACACCAAGUUUUCUUGGACAUGUCAGUGCUAGUUCAAGCUCAAGGGGAACAGUUGGAUGAUAUUGAGAAUCAAGUUGCAAGAGCCAAUUCCUUUGUAAGAGGGGGUAAUCAGCAGUUGGAGAAGGCUAGAGUUCUUCAGAAAAAUUCCCGGAAAUGGAUGUGCUAUGCCAUUAUUAUCUUCCUGGUGAUUAUCCUGCUUAUAGUGUUAGUCACUAUAAAACCAUGGCAAAAAUAACAAUGGCAAUAGGGGUAGUAGUACAACUUCUGCUUAAGUUACACCAUUCCAAUCUCAGUAGUACAACUCAUGCUUAAGUUACGCCAGUCCAAUCUCCUCCCCCACUACCUGCUGUGGCGAUUCCAUGGAAAUGCUGUUCAGGUAGACUUUUGUUGGAGAGACCACUUUUGAUUUGUUGAUUAUUCUUCACCGUAAUUAGUAUUUUGCUUUAGUUUUAUGAUGUCCUUUAGUUGCCAUAUGUCUAUUAGUUCAUUAUUUUGUUUAUCAUAUGCUCAUGUAAUGAAGUAUAAUUGUGCGU
Messenger RNA from Rubroshorea leprosula, 1367 nucleotides. NCBI's taxonomy places the organism in Eukaryota, Viridiplantae, Streptophyta, Magnoliopsida, Malvales, Dipterocarpaceae. The record is from the annotation of a GenBank genome assembly.